AUGUACGCUAAGAUCUUCACCGUCCUCGGUCUCGCUGCCACCACUGCUAUGGCUCUUGAAAUCGAUAUCUCAGCCAAAGUCAACCAAACCCUUGAAUUCAUUCAAGAUGCUUAGGACUUCUCUGAGUCAACCUACUCUGAUCUAUAACAAAACAAAAAGGAUUACAAGAAGACUAUUCUCAAGAUUCUAUAAGAUGCUGAGAAAGAAGUCCAAACCAAUUACCAAAGAGUAAUCUAGCCAGUCGCUGAAGACUACGCUGCCUUCUUGAAGACCCUCAAGGUCAACGAGAACUGCGAUGAGGAGUGCGUUUCCCAAGUCUGUUUCUCACCAGAGAAAUGGGCUAUGAACUGGACUUGCGUCGCUAAGACCUGCAAUUGCAACCUCAGAGAUAUCAAUGCCACACUUGAAGCAAAGGCUGAGCUUAAGGAGUCAGUUAGAAACGUCACUGAGAGAGUUGUCCCAGCUUUCCUCCAAGAAAAGGCUACCCUCGUCAAUGAGGCUUACAGAUCAUACAGAUUAAAGCAAGUUGGCGUCAUCAACAGCGCUGCUAGAAAAAUUGAGAAAAAGAUUGUUUCUGUUGUCCCAGAGGCCCAAAACUGUUUCAAUCUCUGCUACAAAUACUACGGAACUGACCUCACAACCUACGUUCCAUGCGUUGGAAAAUGCACUGAACAAUACGAUAGCCUCGAGAGACAAGGAGUUUUCAACAAAAAAAUCUGA
Stylonychia lemnae is the source of this 720-nucleotide messenger RNA. The record is from the annotation of a GenBank genome assembly. NCBI's taxonomy places the organism in Eukaryota, Ciliophora, Spirotrichea, Sporadotrichida, Oxytrichidae.